AGCCAGCUGGGCUGACUGUCCCUGGCCUCUUGCUCUUCUGCUGGCCUUCCUCCUCCUCCUCCUCUUCACCUUCUUCUUCAUGGCGCCCCUCUCCGGAGCCCCCCUCGAGGCCAGGCAAGAGGCCGCCCGGGUCAGGAAGAGCCUGAAGCCCCUGAUGGAGAAGCGGCGCCGGGCCCGGAUCAACGAAAGCCUCAACCAGCUCAAGGCCCUGAUCCUGCCCUUGGUUGGCAAAGAUGGCUCUCGCUAUUCCAAGCUGGAAAAAGCCGACAUCUUAGAGAUGACUGUCCAGUUCCUCCAAGAUCUCCCCGGCCCCUGCGCCUCCAUCUCUGACGCAGCCAACAGUUAUCGCAAAGGCUACGGCGCCUGUGUCUCCCGCCUCACGCUCCUCCUCCCCAAAUACAACCUCUUGAACCCAGAGGCCUGCCAUAGACUCUUGGGGCAUCUCCAGCAGGCCUGCGACCAACACCACCAUUGCCUUCGAGACUCUGCCACCCCCCAGGACUUGUCCCAAACCUGGGGCAGGGGGCGAGCGGCCGGAAACCCACCCACAGCAGUCCAAAGACACUCGUGCCCACCGUCCCCCACAGCUCAGCCGCCAGCCCUGUGGAGACCAUGGUAGGGUCUUGUUUCUCCAUGGCGAAAAGCCCUGCGUGGUGCAUACAGCCUCGUACUACAGAAGGAUCGUUGGUGAGCCCCUGAGAAAGGAUUGCCCAGCAAAGAGGGUGUCCACCAUCCCUCUGCACCAUUUCCAGCACCAGCCUUCCAUUGGCAGAUGGCUUUCUGGUGGCAGAUGACCAACAGCUGGAUGCCUUUUAAGCCUCUGCAUUGGUGGGAUCUGAGCCUUCAUCUCUCCCCUGCAGUCAGGUUACAACUCUUUGUUGCAUCUCUACAUGUCAGCUUUCCUUUCUUUUUUGUUUUUGUAAGGGAAGGGCUAUAGUUUGUGCAUCGAAUGCAGAAGGAGCCAGGUUUGAUGUGGGACAUCUCCAGACAGAAAUCCUGAAAUCCUGGAGAGCUGCUAGCAUUGGGCAGUUUGUUCAAAAAUCACCUUUUCUCCAGCGAAAGCAAAAAAAAAAAAGGUGCUCAAGAAAUGGCGACAUGCAGGAACUCUCUCCCUCUCAAGAAAUCCUCCAAAUAAACUCUGCGUUGUGCAUGUAUGGGAGGGGGUGACGUAUACAUUUCAAUGAAUUCAAAGUCAGCUAUCAGAAACAGACUUGCAAGGAGGGUUGACUAUUUAGUCAAUAGUCAAGCAGCAUCUAGAACUGGAAGGGGAACACUUUCCAAUCUCUGUCUUUGGGGCCAGGAUUUUGUUUUUCCUCCUCCCCUGGGCAUCCUCUACAUGAAAAGAGGGGACCAUGAAGCCCAUCCAGCACCUUGGACUGUUGGUUAGACAUUCUCUUCUGGUCUGUGAUUUGCACAAACCUGGCACAGCGGUGUCCGGACAGCACUUUAAUCCUGUAUAUAUUUGUUAGUAUGCAAUAAAAAUGUUGCGAUCGGUAA
Sceloporus undulatus (fence lizard) is the source of this 1497-nucleotide messenger RNA. RefSeq names its product hes family bHLH transcription factor 2 (gene HES2). Gene Ontology annotation, molecular function: protein dimerization activity; RNA polymerase II cis-regulatory region sequence-specific DNA binding; DNA-binding transcription factor activity, RNA polymerase II-specific. The coding region runs from base 80 to 619 and encodes 179 amino acids. The record is from RefSeq and is a predicted model, not a curated record. Lineage: Eukaryota; Metazoa; Chordata; Lepidosauria; Squamata; Phrynosomatidae. The transcript has 4 exons. Gene Ontology annotation, biological process: anterior/posterior pattern specification; regulation of transcription by RNA polymerase II; regulation of neurogenesis. Gene Ontology annotation, cellular component: nucleus.